Lactuca saligna is the source of this 420-nucleotide messenger RNA. NCBI's taxonomy places the organism in Eukaryota, Viridiplantae, Streptophyta, Magnoliopsida, Asterales, Asteraceae. The record is from the annotation of a GenBank genome assembly.
AUGGAGAGCUGCAAAGCACAAAUUAACAAACAGUGGACCCAAUUACCAUUGGAAAUCCCCUGGCACUUUGGGAAAAAGAUGACACAGGUAUAUGAUCAAUGGAAUAUUAAAGGAUCACUCGUGGCAAAGCUACAGCGCAUUGAAGGACUGCUGACUGGGCUACCUGUGUCCAAGAGUCCAGCGAUCCAAGCAAUAUCUUCUAGUGUGUGUGAACAAGCUGACGAUGUCAGAAAAAAUAUGUUGGGUUUUAUCAAUGAGGUCUCUCUACCACGUUUCGCAACAUCAACUCUCCUCAUGAAGGUGACCUUCAACAACAUUCUCUACCUCCAAUCACCUCCUAUCGGCGACCUUGACUUAUCUUUUUGUGCCGGAGACCUUGGGUUCACCUCACAUCCCUUCACCAAUACCAGCAACGAAUAG